This is a messenger RNA of Lingula anatina, 2535 nucleotides long. Its product is annotated as transcription cofactor vestigial-like protein 2. The record is from RefSeq and is a predicted model, not a curated record. Lineage: Eukaryota; Metazoa; Brachiopoda; Lingulata; Lingulida; Lingulidae. Gene Ontology annotation, cellular component: nucleus. Gene Ontology annotation, biological process: regulation of DNA-templated transcription.
UGGUGUUGCUUGCACUCACGGACAGCGCAGGGAAGUACGGUAGCUGCGUUCGACAGUAGCAGUAUCAUAUUGAUUGGUGUGGAGCAGGUGAUUGCGCCGACCAGGGCCUCCGGAUCGGGUUCCUUUCUGUCAACACCAAUGCACGGGCCCCUUCAACGCGAUUACUGUUCGCUCCGCCCACAGGCAGCCAGCCUGCAGUUGGAAAUAGACAGAUCAGCUGGCAGAGAAGACUAGAAGAGGGAGAUUCUGAAAAACCUCACUUGGAACUGCGUAGCAACAUGACUUGCACAGAAGUGAUGUACCAUCCUGCUUAUACGCCGUACAGUUCCUAUCUCGCUUAUCAAAAGCCUUAUGAUACAUACAAGAAAUUCGCUGCUCUCCACAAAGUUUACGAUAGUAGCCAUAGUCCCAUGGAUGCCAUAAAUUACUCCACAACAGCAACGACGGGAUUAAGUUUCGGUUUAGUAGGCAAAGAGGAAGAGAGUGACGAAGACCUGCAUCCAAAAGCCUCCCAGUAUUUAUCGGCAAAGUGCGCCGUGUACACGUUCUUUACGGGAGAUCCUAGUUCUAACGUUGACGAUCAUUUCUCAAAAUCACUGAGUCUAUAUAACCAAAGGAUAAAUCAGGUUGGAGGGGGAGAUGGCAAGGCAGUUAACUGGAAAGAGGUGUCGACCAUGGGCCAACGGAACCUACCUCCGUCAUUCUGGAACAGUGCCUACCAGCCGCCGGUCCUUCCCCACCCGCUAGGGGGCAGUGGAGCAGCGGCAUAUCCAGACCCAUACAGCAUACCAGGUUCAUCCUUCCACGGGAUGGCUGGAUUACAAGACCCGUGGCAUUAUUCGUUCUCCUCUCAAACGCACACGUAUCCUCACAGACCGUCCAUGCACGAUUUCACCUAUUCCUCCAUGACUCCUGGUCCGUCACGGCUCACACCCCACUACAGUUCUCUUCUCAUGCAGCAGUCCAUGCGGGCGUCGGGAAGGUUUAGCGGCAUGCACGCAUCGGGUACGUGCGACUUGACAAAACCUGCUGCUGCUGCUGCUGAAGCUGCCGCCUGGGGGAGUCGAUAUCACACGGACCCGUUAGCGACCACCGACCUCUCCUCUCAUCACACAGUGCCACACCCACACCCGCAUCUGGAACCGGCAGUAACAGGGUUGGAUGGAACAGUUCAAGAAUCUGGAAAAGAAGUUUACUGGUUUUAAGAAAGCAUAUUAAUAACAUUGACAGAUGCGGAGGCAUGUGAUCGAUAGUAUUACAUAGAAGCGAUGGUUAAGUCGCUAUUUUGAGCGUCGACAGUUCUUGGAUUUUUUUCCAUUUGUUUAACGCAUCAUCUCUGUCAACGGCUUUUAAAAAGUAGAGGUAGAGUAUAAUAUGUAAGGUACUUUAUGAUUUUAAAAUCAUUUUUGUGAAACUAUAAUCCAUCGUCUGCAGUGAGAUCACCCCAUAUACGGUCAAUAGACAAGUUGCUGCAGUGAAAAGAUAUGCGAACAUGAACCGCACCCAUGCUCAAAGCAAGUACAGCGCCUAAGCACAAAACUAUUAAUUUAUUUAACAUAAAAACAAUCAGGUACGUGUAAACAGAAAACGCCAUGUUUCAGAUAAUACAGAUGCACAAAAUCGUUGUUGUGAAACUUCUAAACGCUCAAAACAAUAAAGCACAAGUUACAUUGAUAUCAUGUCCCAUAAUGUCUCAACGCUUUCCUCACUGAUAUAACAGUCACAUGCGCAAAAGAGAAAGGUUGAUGGCUGGAAAAAAAAAACUCUUCCGAAUCAAAGAAAGCAAUAUACAAAUAUAUGUUAUUGUUAACAAUAUCCUUUAUCAGCUAUUCCGUCCUGAAGGACAUGUUGAAUUUAAGUGAAUUUGUCCGUGCUACAAAUUAUUCAAUUAUCAACUUUUCACGUAAUCAAAAUAGGGUGGCAAAGUAGAUUCUGCGUAUGUUAACUUUAUUUAUUUAUAUGCAAGGUUUAUGUGACUGUUUAACAGCCGUAAUAACUCAAUUAGUUAUUGUGAUUUUUUUCUUGCUGAAUACCUUUUUAUAUUUUGAUAUUAAAUUGUAUAUACUGUUGUAGCUAGCAAGACUGAGGUAUGAAAAUUAAGUUACCAUCCUGUUAUUUAAUAUCACAUUAUUUAGCAGUGGCCGAAUGUGUAAAUGCUUCGUUCGGAACAUGUUUCAGAAAACUGUUUCUUGAUAAGCUUUCAAGAACUUCCCAGAAAAAUACCUUGAUGUAUAGAUUUUUAAUUAAAGCUCUUUCCAAUUAAGCAAAUUCAUUAGCUGCUUGCAGGAAUAUAUCGAAACUGUAAAUAAUGAUAAGUUUGUACAUAUUUUAAGGAUUUGUAUAUAUUAAUAUGUAAACACCGUUUCAGGAAGUGCCAAACAAAUUGACGUAUACAAUGAUAUACGCAGUAUCAUAUGCAAGGGUUCCAAGAUUUGAAUCUAAAAUAACUUAUUGUUUUAUAACUUGUGUAUAUUUCUAUGUAUGUGUGGAAAUCGUGAAAAAGAAAAAUGUGCAUACACACAAUAAAAUACUUAA